Prunus dulcis (almond) is the source of this 2564-nucleotide messenger RNA. RefSeq names its product mitogen-activated protein kinase kinase kinase NPK1. Lineage: Eukaryota; Viridiplantae; Streptophyta; Magnoliopsida; Rosales; Rosaceae. Bases 166 to 2223 code for a protein of 685 amino acids. The transcript is spliced from 17 exons. Gene Ontology annotation, molecular function: ATP binding; protein kinase activity. The record is from RefSeq and is a predicted model, not a curated record. Gene Ontology annotation, biological process: protein phosphorylation.
GAUCCCCCUAGCCUUUUCCCUCCAUUCAAAUUUUUCACUCUCCUGCUUCCCCACACAGAGUGACAGGCAACCCUCAACGGCCCUAAAUCAAUAGUAGAAGAAUCGAAUGAACCUCAAGAAACCCUAACAUCUCUGGUCGUACAGCUCCACCACCGAGCCCCAAAGAUGCAAGACUUCGUUGACUUGUUACGCGAGUCCCUGGUGCGGACCCAGCGCCGGGAGGACGGAGGAGGCGGAGGAGGCGGAGGAGGGUUCGGUGACCUGGUAGGGAAGAUCGGCUCCAGCAUCCGAAAAUCACGAAUCGGGUUGUUCUCCAAGUCUCCGGUUCGUGCUCUUCCUCCGGCUGCUUCGAAAGAUGACGCGCAGCCGAUUCGGUGGCGCAAGGGCGAGUUGAUUGGGUCCGGUGCGUUCGGUCGGGUCUAUAUGGGGAUGAAUCUUGACUCCGGAGAGCUUAUAGCCGUGAAACAGGUGUUGAUUGCGGCAAAUAGUGCUUCAAAGGAGAAGACACAGGCCCAUAUUCGAGAGUUGGAGGAGGAAGUGAACCUUCUUAAGAAUCUUUCACAUCCAAACAUUGUUAGAUAUCUGGGGACUGCUAGAGAGGAUGAUUCAUUGAAUAUUCUGUUGGAAUUCGUGCCUGGUGGAUCCAUAUCUUCUCUCUUGGGGAAAUUUGGAUCAUUUCCCGAGUCUGUUAUCAGAAUGUACACAAAGCAGCUGUUAUUGGGUCUUGAAUAUCUUCACAAGAAUGGAAUUAUGCAUAGGGACAUCAAGGGUGCAAACAUCCUUGUUGAUAAUAAGGGGUGCAUUAAGCUUGCGGACUUUGGUGCAUCGAAGAAAGUUGUUGAACUGGCUACCAUAAAUGGUGCGAAGUCAAUGAAGGGUACGCCAUACUGGAUGGCUCCCGAAGUUAUUCUCCAGACUGGCCAUAGCUUCUCUGCUGACAUAUGGAGUGUUGGAUGUACUGUGAUUGAGAUGGCUACAGGAAAGCCUCCAUGGAGCCAACAGUAUCAGGAGGUUGCUGCUCUCUUCCAUAUUGGAACAACAAAAUCUCAUCCACCCAUCCCCGAACAUCUCUCCGCUGAGGCAAAGGACUUUCUGUUAAAAUGUCUAGAGAAGGAACCUAAUUUAAGGUGUGCUGCGUCAGAGUUGGUGCAGCAUCCAUUUGUCACUGGGGAUUAUCAGGAACCUCGCCCAGUAAUUCGCACUUCAUUUAUGGAAGCUGGAAAUGAGACGGCAACACCUGGGACAGAUCUUAAGAACUUCAUGAACCCUUCGAUCAGAAGGUCUACCUGUGCAGGCUUGAAGGAUAUUUGUGAUAUGGGUACUGUAAGGUGCUCAACUGUAUAUCCAGGGAGUUUUUCAGGGGGGGGCUCCCGUUGGGGAGCAACCAAUAAUGAUGAUGACGACAUGUGUCAGAUUGAUGAUAAGGAUGACAUUAUGCUUGGUUCAUUUGCAAAAUUCAAAUCUGUGGUUGGACCUGACGAUUUAAACAAGAGUUUCAAUCCCAUGUGUGAACCAACUGACGACUGGCCACGCAAGUUUGAUGAAAGUCUGGAAUUGGAGAGAAGUGGAAUUAACUUCUCCCCUUGUCAAACGAUACACGAGGCUUAUGGAACCACUGGAGCAUCUGAUAAGGUGGAGAGUGAAUUCACAUUUCCUUGUGGGCCAUCAGCUGAGGAUGAUGAGGAAGUUACAGAGUCAAAAAUAAGAGCCUUCCUGGAUGAAAAGGCAUUAGAUCUGAAGAAGCUGCAAACACCUCUAUAUGAAGAGUUCUUUAGCUCAAUGAAUGGAGUUGGUCCUCCAGGUGCAAUUGGAAAUGCAGAUUGUGUUCGUGUUUCAAAUAAUCUGAAUUUACCUCCUAAAAGUAAGUCACCCAGUCGCGCACCUAGUAGAAGAUUCUCUACAGCAGUUGAUGCUGCAGUCCCUGGGAAACAUAUAAAAAAUGUAUCAAAUACCAGUGGUGUGCACAGUCGAAUCUUACAUGAAAUUCAGCCACCUCAGCAUAGUGAAUGGAAACAGCUUCCUGAUGAUCAGAAAGAAUCAUUUAGUCUAAGCGCAAGCUUUUCUGAGAGGCAAAGGAAGUGGAAAGAGGAGCUUGAUCAAGAGCUGGAGAGGAAGCGAGAGAUGAUGCGGCAGGCUGGUUUGGGAACGAAUUCACCAUCCCCAAACAAUCGAAUUCUAAGUCGACAAAGAGAGCGGCUGCAGGCGGUUUUCCCUGGAAAAUGAAGUUUUUGUAUGUACCUCACUUGUAUCUAUUUUACCGUGGUAUAGAAAUAAGUUAUGUUCUUUCCGUUGGGAGCCUCCGGUAUGCACUUGGUGAGGAUGCGGUCCAUUAAUACAUGUGCCGCCGUUGCCAUAGCAGGCUGUGCAACCUGUUGCCUGCUGCAUCAUGUCUCGCAGCUCAGCCAGAAAAUGUCACAUUACCAGUGAUGAUAUAUGUAUUAUUUUAAUAUAUUGUGGCCUAUAUGUAUCUUAUUGCGGGAUAUGAGACAUGAAGUACUUGAGUUUGUGUGAAUUAUAUACUUUGAAAUAUAUAGUAAUGUGCCGCAGAUAACGGUUCUAGCACA